UUCGUUUCUUAAGAGAAUGUAUUAUAUAAUUCAUCUUCAUCAACAGUUUAAACGUAUAAAAGUAUGAACAUGUAGUCGUCACCUCGCAGCUGUGUCGAUUUAUUAAAACCUCGUUUUCCCCUGUUAAGAGUGUUAAAUGUUGUAUGUUCGAUGUUUGGUUAGCAUUUACUAGCUGGCUCUAUUAACCAGCCUAACUUUCUAUCAUUGCUAAUGGCUAAAUGUUAGCCAUUGAAUCCAGACACAUAAUUGAGUUGUUUUAUUUGCUAUUUUCAUACUUUUUCUAGAAAUGGCGUCGUUAACGGCGACAGAAUCAGCGUUACAUCCAGGUACAGCGCCAGCAGCAGAGUCUAUAGUGCCUGCUUGUAUGUUUGCACCAGACCGGGGGUGUGCCGAGGAUCAGUCCGGCGGAGAGGGCUUUGAAGACGGCGAGGAUACAAAUGGAGAGCCCGCGGAUCAUUUAGACUUAAGUAGCAAGCUGGUCCUUGUGAGUCCAACAGGGGAGCAAUAUGAUUCCUUACUGAGACAUUUGAGGGAGCGGAUAGAUGAGGGCUGCGGAGAGACAAUCUAUGUGGUUGGGAUGGGCUCAGAUGGAGGUGAUUAUGGUCUGGAUGAAAAGGACAUGGAAGCGUCGGUAGCCACCGUGCGGUCGCUGUGUGAACAGAUUGAGGCUGACUUAAUCAUGCUAAGAGAAAGGACAGACGCUGGAGGAAAGAUUCGAGACUACCUCAUCCGUCGACGCGUGGGCGAGCAGGAUUUCCUAGAAGUCAGAGUGGCUGUUGUUGGAAAUGUAGACGCUGGAAAGAGCACCCUGCUGGGAGUGUUAACCCAUGGUGAGCUGGAUAAUGGCAGAGGUUUCGCUCGCCAGAAGCUCUUCCGGCACAAACAUGAGAUGGAGAGUGGGAGGACCAGCAGUGUGGGCAACGAUAUCCUGGGCUUUGAUCAGGAAGGACAGGUGGUAAACAAGCCAGACAGCCAUGGCGGGGGUUUAGACUGGACCAAGAUCUGUGAGAAAUCCUCCAAAGUCAUCACCUUUAUUGACUUAGCUGGGCACGAGAAGUACCUGAAGACCACAGUCUUUGGCAUGACGGGACACCUGCCUGAUUUCUGCAUGCUCAUGGUUGGCAGCAAUGCUGGCAUUGUUGGUAUGACCAAAGAGCACCUGGGUCUAGCGCUGGCCCUAAACGUACCUGUGUUUGUUGUGGUUACCAAGAUAGACAUGUGCCCAGCUAACAUCCUGCAAGAGACACUAAAAUUAUUACAGAGGUUAUUAAAGUCACCAGGCUGCAGGAAAAUCCCAGUGUUGGUGCAGAACAAGGAUGAUGUCAUUGUCACAGCCUCUAACUUCAGCUCUGAGAGGAUGUGUCCAAUAUUCCAGAUCUCAAAUGUGACGGGGGAGAACAUGGACUUGCUGAAGAUGUUCUUGAACCUCCUUUCCUCUCGGACCACCUUUAGCAAUGAUGAGCCUGCAGAGUUCCAAAUAGACGACACAUACUCCGUACCUGGUGUGGGCACAGUAGUUUCAGGCACUACGUUACGUGGAUUGAUACGACUCAACGACACGCUCCUCUUAGGUCCAGACCCCCUCGGCACUUUCAUCCCCAUCGCAGUUAAAUCCAUCCACCGCAAGAGGAUGCCUGUCAGAGAGGUUCGCGGUGGACAGACCGCAUCCUUCGCCCUCAAAAAGAUCAAACGAUCAUCCAUAAGGAAAGGAAUGGUGAUGGUUUCUCCCAAGCUGAUGCCACAGGCCACCUGGGAAUUUGAAGCAGAGAUUUUGGUGCUUCACCAUCCGACCACGAUAUCCCCGAGAUACCAGGCCAUGGUCCACUGUGGCAGCAUUAGGCAGACAGCCACAAUCCUGUCAAUGAACAAAGACUGUCUGAGGACUGGGGACAAAGCCACGGUCCAUUUUCGCUUCAUCAAGACCCCCGAAUACCUGCACUGUGACCAGAAGCUGGUGUUCAGGGAAGGACGUACCAAAGCUGUAGGCACCAUUACAAAGCUUCUCCACUCAGUGAACACCCAGGCAGCUAAGGCCCAGCAGUCCAAAUCUCAAGCCAGCAAAAAGAGUUCUAAAGAGGGCACAACCGCUAAUGAGGACAGUGGAUCAGCAGCACGGCCACCCAGUCCUACCACAGCGCAGCUACCGACAGUGGCAGAGGAGGAGGCUCUGUGUCAUGAUGGCAACAAAGAAAACAAGCUCAAGUCAGGAGGCGGGGGACGCAGGAGAGGUGGUCAGAGACAUCGAGGGAAAGGUGUGAAUGCCACGAAUACAGCAGUGCCCACAGGAGCAGCGGGCACAGCCUAAAAGCACAAACAUGGGUUUCUUCACAGCCCGUCAUCAUCAUCGUCAUCAUCAUCAUCUCUUCACAAAGAGGAGGGAGAGUGACUGUGUGGGCCUCUUGCAGGUGUGCAAAGACUGGCCAUGUUUCUUCAUAUAAAAACAAAUAAAUAAUUAGUGAACAGUCUGAAUCAAGAGAGUGACAUAUUUAUCAAAAAUGAUAUAUAUUUUUCUUGUUGGCUGAUGAAGGUGAUAGUUCUUUUUUUAAAUUUGUUUUUCCAGGAGGUGUUUUAUCUCAUUUGUUUUUUCCCAGCUUCUAGCAGAUGGAUCAGUCACUCUCUCUGCUCUCUCCUGCCUCUUAUGUUUUUUGUUUCCCCCCCUCGGUCAGCCUGCUUUUUCCUUAUUCUACAUUUCCUUGUGUUCUGUCAUUAAUGGGACUUUCUGAAGGCACCAGACUUGGAGUCUGCUAACAUUGGUCAGUGAAGGAGGAUUGUGUUCAGUAGUUGAAAAUAGUUUUUAAGCUCCUGCUUACUGAAGCCAGCAGUAUAAAUGUGUAUUUGGGAUCCAGUGAGCUGAAAGGGAUUUGAUAGCAAGCGGUCGGCUGAAGCUGCUGCUGUGUUAGUUUAAGCUGACCACUGGUUUUGGGGUUUGGCUACAAACUGUUCUCUGGAAACCUACUGAUGGAUGUAAACUCUGUGGUUGUGUUACCCUCAGACUAGUUAUGAAUGCAUCACUUAUAAUGAAACAUCGGCUUGUACACAAAGUGCUCAUGUAGCCGAUGUUUAAACAUGUUAUAGAAGGAAAUCUUCAUCGACUUUUUCUAAGAGUCCGUGUUUCAGUUUUUCUAGUUUUUCAUGAAGCCAAAAGAGAAAAUUUCUGAAUCAUCCUUUUUUAACGUUGGAGUGUUGAGUUGACUACAAGUGCUUUUUGAACAAGCAAAGCAGGCAGAGGACCUUUGCACAGUUCCACUUUGAUCCAGUAUAUUAAAUGAAAAAUCCAAAAGCUGAUAAAGUCUUGUGCACAAAAACAUCCAUCAGGUAUUUUACUAAUUUAAUUAAAAAAAAAACAAACUCUAAUGAUGUCAAAGCCAACACAGAACAUGUUUCAGUAACUGAGGUUUUGCUGCACAUUUUGUUUGUUCUUCAUAUAAUUGAGAAUUUUCAUGUGAAGUCCAAAUCAGGUGCAAAGCUUCACAAAAAACGUGGACAAUCACCAGAUUAUGGUACACGUGUGCAAGUCACGUUGCAUCCUGCCUUAACCUGACCUAUACCCCUAAUGACAUCAAGCUAAAGUAAGCAACAGUAGACUACACCCUUUUUGCCACAGAUGUUUUCCACUGGUUUUUAUUAAAGUGGUUUCUCGAGUUGUCUUUAUAUUGGGAAGGUGACCGUGUUGGCAGUUGUCACAGUUUUGCAGCCCUCUGUUUCUUCUUUGGGGGGCAUAGAUCUCCCCUCACAUUAGUAUUAACUUAAUGUUGAUCAGUCUGGUCUGACAGUCCUUGAGCUACCAGCUUUAUACGUCUCAUAAGCACAAUGAACUAAGAGCAUUACUACCUUUCUCCCCCUUUAGAUCUUACCAACAGUGCAUGGAUGUUUAUCUGAAGAGACUGUUUGUGUGUACAGUUUGUUACAUUUUUGGACAGUGACACAUUUUUUUUCUCACUUUUACAUCUUUUGAAAACAAGCUGCAAUAGUAGAGCAAACCGUUGUGGUUACGCUUUGUUUCAACACCAUGACUGCAGCUGUCUUCAUAGGUCUUUCUGCCUUCAUAGCUGAUUCAGGUGAUUGACUUAGACACUCCAUGAUAUUGUACCUUUUCACCUUUAAACAGGUUAUGCAUUCAGUCAAAGUUAUCUUUGUAAAAAAGAGAAUGACCUUAGUAACAAUUAAAACUGGACCACCAAACUAAAAAAGGUUGUAAAGGUCUGCGAUCAUCCAGGCAGAUGUUCCUACAAUAGAUUCACUUUGUUCUUUUCGACCACAUGUUGUGCCAUCUACAUUAAACGCCAUACUUAAAAUCAUCUCCAGAUCUUCGACAGGCUUCAUUUAUGGAAACAAUAGCCCAUGAGUGAAUUGUUCAGUCACAUUUCAACCUUUGAAGUUAAAGUGAGAGCCUUCGUGUUGUUUCCAUCUUAACUGUUGUGGUGGCGCGUGGAGGCCGAACGGUGGGAGAGGUGUCACUGUCCAAAAAUCUGUAUGUGAGACGCAAGUUGUACAUGCCGUUUAAAUUAAGUGGUGCCAGUUUGUGUUCUAAAUCCUUUUAAAUAAAGAUGUUAUUUAACAAAA
Molecule: messenger RNA, 4563 nt
Organism: Haplochromis burtoni (Burton's mouthbrooder)
Lineage: Eukaryota; Metazoa; Chordata; Actinopteri; Cichliformes; Cichlidae
Product: GTP-binding protein 1
Exons: 14
Coding region: 287-2305 (672 amino acids)
Biological process (GO): translational elongation
Molecular function (GO): translation elongation factor activity; GTPase activity; GTP binding
Source: RefSeq, a predicted model, not a curated record